GGAGCGGCGGAAAGGGCCGAGGCGGUCGCCAUAGGGGCUGUGGCGGACGGGUAAGGCCGAGCCAUCUCCGCCGGCCGUCCCGCACCCGCCGGUAACGGGAUCGGCUCCUCCUCGAGAACGCCGCACAGCACCAUGCUGCGCCUGCCCGCCCUCCGCACGGCCCUCGCAGCGGCCGCGCCGGCCUCCGCGCUGCGCGGCCGCACGACUGCCACGGCAGCCGGCAACCAGAUCGAGGUGUUUGUGGACGGCCAGCCCGUGCUGGUGGACCCCGGAACCACGGUGCUGCAGGCCUGUGAGAAGGCUGGAAUUCAGAUACCGCGGUUUUGUUACCAUGACCGUCUCUCCGUUGCUGGAAACUGUAGGAUGUGUCUUGUGGAAAUAGAGAAAGCUCCAAAGCCAGUAGCUGCUUGUGCCAUGCCAGUUAUGAAGGGCUGGAACAUUCUGACAAAUUCUGAGAAGUCCAGGAAAGCAAGAGAGGGUGUGAUGGAAUUCCUGCUGGCAAAUCACCCACUGGACUGUCCUAUCUGUGAUCAGGGUGGAGAAUGUGAUCUACAGGAUCAAUCAAUGAUGUUUGGCAGUGAUAGGAGUAGAUUUAGAGAGGGAAAACGCGCUGUUGAGGACAAGAACAUUGGCCCAUUAGUCAAAACAAUCAUGACUCGGUGUAUACAGUGCACUCGGUGUAUCAGAUUUGCUAGUGAGGUCGCAGGUGUAGAUGACUUGGGAACAACUGGAAGAGGAAACGACAUGCAAGUUGGUACCUAUGUUGAAAAGAUGUUCAUGUCUGAGUUAUCAGGGAAUAUUAUUGACAUCUGCCCCGUUGGUGCACUUACUUCCAAGCCUUAUGCCUUUACUGCACGCCCAUGGGAGACAAGGAAGGUAGAGUCCAUUGAUGUUCUUGAUGCAGUUGGAAGCAACAUUGUAGUGAGCACAAGGACUGGAGAAGUGAUGAGAAUAUUGCCAAGGCUGCAUGAAGAUAUCAAUGAGGAAUGGAUAUCUGACAAAACAAGGUUUGCGUAUGAUGGUCUGAAGCGUCAGAGGCUGACUCAGCCCAUGAUCAAAAAUGAGAAAGGACUCUUUGUUUAUGCUUCAUGGGAGGAUGUGUUAACUCGUGUUGCUGGUGUGCUAAAGGCUGUCCAAGGUAAGGAUGUAGCAGCAAUUGUAGGAGGACUGGUGGAUGCAGAAGCACUAAUAGCUCUAAAAGACUUGCUGAAUAGAGUAAAUUGCGAUAUGCUCUGCACCGAAGAGAUCUUUCCUACUACUGGAGCUGGCACAGAUUUACGCUCUAACUACCUGCUUAAUACCAAGAUUGCUGGAGUGGAGGAGGCAGAUGUCCUGCUUCUGGUUGGCACCAAUCCACGCUUUGAGGCACCGCUUUUUAAUGCUAGAAUUCGGAAGAGCUGGCUUCACAAUGACUUGCAUGUGGCCCUCGUUGGCUCUGCUGUGAAUUUGACCUACACAUAUGAUCAUCUGGGAGAAUCCCCACAGAUACUCCAGGACAUUGCUUCUGGGAAACAUGCAUUCUGCAAGGUCCUCGACCAAGCUAAAAAGCCAAUGGUGGUGGUAGGAAGUGCAGCACUGCAGCGCAAUGAUGGAGCAGCUAUCCAUGCUGCAGUUUCCACUAUUGCACAAAAUGCCAGGACUAAGAGUGGAGUUGGUUCUGAUUGGAAAGUUAUGAACAUCCUUCACAGGGUUGCAAGCCAGGUAGCUGCUUUGGAUCUGGGUUUCAAGCCAGGAGUGGAGGCAAUUAGGAAAAAUCCUCCCAAAGUAUUGUAUCUCUUGGGAGCAGAUUCUGGUUGUAUAACACGUCAGGAUUUGCCAAAGGAUUGCUUUAUCAUCUAUCAAGGACAUCACGGGGAUGUGGGAGCUCCCAUAGCUGAUGUUAUUCUCCCAGGAGCAGCAUAUACAGAGAAGGCAGCAACAUAUGUGAAUACUGAAGGUAGGGCCCAGCAGACAAGAGUAGCAGUAACACCUCCUGGGAUGGCAAGGGAAGACUGGAAAAUCAUUAGAGCUGUCUCUGAGCUGGCUGGUUUGACCUUGCCUUAUGAGAACCUUGAUGAAAUACGGAAGCGUUUAGAAGAAGUAUCUCCUAACCUGGUCCGAUACGAUGAUGUGGAAGAGGCUAACUACUUCAAGCAGGCAAAUGAACUAUCAAAGUUAGUAAAGCAGCAGCUUCUUGCUGAUCCUCUUGUUCCACCUCAGCUCACAAUAAAAGACUUCUACAUGACAGAUUCCAUCAGUAGAGCAUCCCAGACAAUGGCCAAGUGUGUGAAAGCUGUUGUUGAAGGUGCUCAUACAGUGGAAGAGACGGCCAGCUGCUAGUUGCUGAUCAGACUGCUACCACUUUCAUCCAAGUAUUUGUUGCAGUUAAUAGCUGUGACCAAUACCUUUUUCUUCCCAGAAGCUAUUUGCUAGGCAGUGGCAUUUCUUUCUUCAUUCACAUUUUCAUCAGUUCACAUGCUCCCAUAAUAUAGGACUCUUGUGGCUGGAGAGAACACGCAGCUUUCAACUUGCUGUACCUAGAGGCUGCAUACAUGAUGAUUGUAUACAAAUAAAUCAUAAUAUUAAACAAGCCAUUACCCAUGUAAUUUAUAAAGCUCACGCUUCUUGUAUGAAAUCUCAGUAAGCAACUCAGCCACAGCAGAAGUUUUGAUUUGCCAAGAACAGGUUUUUUUGUAGCCUGAACUCUAGAUUGUAACCCUUCCAGAGCAUCUAGGUAUUUUAAACAAUGAGGAUGUGAACGCUCUACUUUGGUCAUGCACUUUCAGAGCAAGUUGUCUCUCUUUCCAGUUAAAUGUACCUGGUUUGUGUCAGUAUUUACCUACCACUCCUAGAUAUUUUGAUGUGUUUCUCCAUUUUGUUGGCAGUUGAGAAAACUACUCAAGGGAAGAAAUAUUUUUAUGUUAAGAGAAAGCAGUUUAUACACAGCUUUGAAAUGUUUAACUUUUUAAAACUUAGCAAAACAUAAUAGGCCUUCAGCUGUAUCAAUACAAGAACAAAAUCUUACUCUAGUUCCUCUGUGCACUGAUGGUUUUAUGGCAAAGUGAAAGAGGAGACUGGGGUUUCAUUUUUAAAGCUUUGCGAUGACUUUAGAACAGUGAGAAUCUGCUCAGUGCUACAGAAUGUUGGAUAAUGUAAGUUUAGAAGAAGGUUAGGUACCCCAGCAGUAAGGUACUAGAGUAAUAAGGUAUAUAGGAAUCCUUCCAGGAACCAUGCAGAUUGAAGCACUGCUACAAGGUCAUUACUUCCAACUUUCUUAGUUUCUUUCGGAAGUAAAACCUAUGUUUUUUUCCAGGGUGGAAUAAUACUGAGUAGAAUACUGGUGGAAUAAUACAGGGUGGAAUACUUCAUACGAAUGCUGCUCUAGAAUUCUUAACUCUCUAAAAGCUCUUUCUUUCACUUUCGACAUUUUUCAGUAACAAUCAAGUAGCAUUUUAAAGGUUCUUUUCCUCCUGCCAAGGAAGAAGUCUCUUCCUGGUUUCCUCAGCUUCACCCAGUCUGCCUUAUCCUAACCAAGCGACUCUUAAGCACAGGAUGUUGCUCAACCCAGCCUGCUAUUCUCCAGUUACCAACAGGGUCAGUUCUCUUGGUGGUACAAACUAACUAUUCAUGCAAAGAUACUGUGCACAUUAAGCAAACAUCUGCAAGUACUGCAGUCUAUUUCUAACGUGGCAGUUAACAGGUAUGUCCAUACAUGUCACCAAAUGCAGCAUAAAACCUUCCUCUGUCCUUGUGGAAUGUUACUUCUUUGGGGGGAAAAAGGAGGAUGCAGCAGGGACAGCAGAAGAAGAAUGUGUAUAACAGCAUAUGCCCAAAGCAAGACAGCUGGUUCUUUCCAUAAGUGGUGGUUCAAAAGAGAAAGGUUUACUGAAUACAGGAUUCAGUAAAAUAUCUGGUUCUUACGUUCCUUGGAUUAAUUCCUUCCCCCCUUUCUAAAUCCAUAUUGUACAUAUAUAUAAGAGUAAUUUCAGUUGUGCAGCAACUCAGCCAUUUCUUCAUUUCAGGAUUUAUAAAGGCUUAAAAAAUCAACAGCUAUUUCUUUCAUAAAUAACAUCAUUAUUUAACUCUGGGAGCACAGGCACGUUAUUAUUACUUUUGAAAGUACUGCAUCCUUCAGUUAGUGUGUAUAUAGGACUUAUUUUUAAAAGGUAAUUAGCACAUGAGGUGUUGCUGUCCUGUUUCUGCCCUCUCCCCCUGCCACUUAAGUAGUCACUAAGUAGAGAACUUAGGCAAAUUUGAUAAUAGCAACAGAGCUCUAUGAAUUUGACUAUUGGAAACUAGGUAGUAAAGAAAUCUAAAUGGGCAUACUUAUCAACUGAGUGCAUAGUUCAUAAGCCCAUACUGCUUUUGCUUGCUGGGCAGUCUGUAGAUGUGUGGACUUCUGUUCAGGUACAGAUAAAAAGAUAAGUAGGGAUCCACACAAGUGGAGGUGAUGUAGGCUGAACAAAGAAGGAGGUGAGUGCUGAGGGAGAUCAGUUCCCAAAUGCAGCCCUGAUCAUAGCCAAUGGACAGCUGACACUUUCUCACUUAUUGCAGGACCUGUUACAGAACAGUAACCUUCAUCUUGCUUUUUCCUGUACUCUCCUGCAUAGAUAUCAAGAGAAAGAAUGUGUUGAGGAGAAGUUCAGUCACUAUGCACUCUUUUCUCUUAAUGCAGUACUAUGUAAAAUAAGCUUUUAAAUAUGCCUUACAUUAAAUCUUGUUUUUAUGUAGCCUUGUCUUCAGCAGAAGGUUGUGGAGAAGCAGAAAACAUUGUGUUGAUUCAAGGUAAAGCCUUACUGAACACUUGUCUUUUGGAACAAGUUUAGGCAAAGUUAGCACCAGCAGUCAGAUUAAAGAGGAUCAAACUGUCCUCUUUUCCCAUCUCCUGUCAAAACAGUGCAGACAUGCUUUAGACUUAAAAACUUAAGUUGUGAUUUAAAAAAAAAAAAAAUCCCUACUCAGUAUCCACUUACCCUAAAGCAUUGGCAGCCCUUGUUCCACAGGACACUCUAAAUCCUGGCAAUUUAGUGAGAUUCUUUGAUUUAAAAAAAAAUAAAAAAAAUUAAAAAAAAGAA
Molecule: messenger RNA, 5054 nt
Organism: Lagopus muta (rock ptarmigan)
Lineage: Eukaryota; Metazoa; Chordata; Aves; Galliformes; Phasianidae
Gene: NDUFS1
Product: NADH:ubiquinone oxidoreductase core subunit S1
Exons: 19
Coding region: 133-2319 (728 amino acids)
Biological process (GO): ATP synthesis coupled electron transport
Cellular component (GO): membrane
Molecular function (GO): iron-sulfur cluster binding; NADH dehydrogenase (ubiquinone) activity
Source: RefSeq, a predicted model, not a curated record